UACAACAGUUCUAUUUAGUCGCAAACAAUCAAGCCUUGUGUCAGAAGCUAUUUUCUAACGGUUCUUUUUACACGACAAAAACCGCCGACCGCGUAUUCAAUUUUCACAAAAAUUAACAACAAACAAAUUGCGAAAAUCGUAAAAAUACCGCAAAUAUUGUAAAACAUUAAAAGUUGUUCAAAUAAACGCAACUUUUUUUAAUUUCGGAAAAUUAUUCAAAAACCAAAAAUCUGUUAAACAUAAAAACUUUCGGAUUUAUAUCCAAUUGCGAGACUUACCCAAAAAAUGGACAGUGUUUUAAAUGUAUCCUCAUCGGCCACCACCACCACCACACAAACACAAAAAUCCGAUGAUUUACCCUAUACAGUUGAAACCGUAACCACCGAAGAUUCUGAUAAAGUUGUUGAAAUGUUGAAAACAUUUUUCUUUAAGGAUGAACCAUUAAAUACGUAUUUAAAUUUGGGAGAAUGCAAGGAAUUGGAAGAAUAUUCCGUAAAAUGUAUAAAAGACGGCUGCUCAUACAAGGCUGUGACCAAAAGCGGUGAAAUUAUUGGAGUCUUCUUGAAUGCUCUCAUGCAUCGUCCGGCGCCCAAUGCUGAACAUGAACAAUCCGCUGAAUCCUGUGAUCAUCCAAAAUUCAGAAAAAUUUUACAAUUAAUGGAUUUCAUUGAGGGAGAUUUCAAUGUAUUUGAUUUAUAUCCCGGCACCGAUGUUAUUAUGGAUGGUAAAAUUCUUUCGGUCAAUUCCAAUUAUCGUGGCUUAGGCAUUGCUGGUCGUCUCACCGAAUGUACUUUGGAUUACAUGCGAGAACACAACAUUCCGGUAAUGCAUGUUUUAUGUUCCAGCCACUAUUCGGCCCGUGUUAUGGAGAAAUUGGGUUUCCAUGAGGUAUAUCGUCUUAACUAUGCCGAUUACAAAGUUGAUAAUAAAGUCGUGCUUGCACCAGCUGAACCCCAUGUAUCGGCCCGUAUAUUGGUCAAAGAAAUUGCUGAUAUCAAGAAAAGUCAGCUGUAAAAAGUUGGUUUGAAUCAAAUGAAAGGCACUGGGUACUUGUACGAAAAGCUUAAAACUAAACGGAGAUGCAUAAUAUGUAGGUACACAUGAUGAUUAUGUACUUAUAAUUACAAUUGAAAAAUUACAACAGAUAUACUAGAAAAUAACCCACCCAAUCAUUUACCGAAAAAUGGUUGUAAAUGCUGUUAAACUUUAGAUUUUAGUGGUUAAUUAAUGAUAAAUACAUUUAAAAAUACAAUAUAGAAAUAUUAAUUCUGAUGUGAUUUUAGAUUUUUAUUAAGUUAAACUUUACAUUGGUGUUGGUCAGUAAUAAUACUUAUUAUACAUAUUAAAAUAACUACCCUUCCUUAUAAUUUUACAUUUCCUUAAUCCUAUCUCUCACUCUCACAAUUUGUGAGGAUACUAAAAUUAGAGUUCAAUACACAGUGGCGAACAAAAUGCAUUUAGCAUUUACCAUAAAUAGGUACGUUCUUAGAAUUUGAAAACAUAUUCAUUAAUAUGAAGUUCAUCCAAAGUUGUAAAUAAUAUUGUUUUAUAAUUUUGUUCGCCGCUGUAAGAAUGCUAUGAUAUGAAUUUAUUUAAAUCCUUUGUUUGUUAAUAAUCCUGAGAAAAGAGAGAGAUUGUAAUUAUAUACAUACAUUUAUAUUUUAAUGAUUUUAUUAUGUUCUAAAUAAUAAAAGGUAUUCAUUUAUUCGUUCACAACUUAAUUUGUCAUAAUUACAUUAUCCAAAAAAUUUAUUAAGAAUAUCAUGUUCUGUUUAAUAUAAAAAGUAUAAAUUUGUUAAAUCCUAAAAGUAUACUUUAAAAUAAAUGAGAAAUUGUCAAGGACACCGUGGUAACUUUGUGAAAGGUAAUAGAUGGAUGAAUGUUGAUGAUAAUAUUGAAUCCUGCAAUUAAUAUGUAUGCCCAUGUAUUUAUUAUACAAAAUUAAUUAUGUUUAAAUAAUCUUGUGUAUGAUAUUUUGCUCAUUUGUGCAGCAGCAAUUAAAAUUGCGGCAAUAACUAUUUUUUUUACAUGCAUAAUUACAUAUUGUUAAUAUUUAAGUUAUUUUUAAAUAUUUUUAUUAUAAUGUUAUGAUUGUUUUAAUAAAUAAAUAAAAUGCCAAAAUAUCCUAAAUUAA
This is a messenger RNA of Calliphora vicina (urban bluebottle blowfly), 2134 nucleotides long. RefSeq names its product speck (gene speck). The transcript has 4 exons. Bases 286 to 1014 code for a protein of 242 amino acids. NCBI's taxonomy places the organism in Eukaryota, Metazoa, Arthropoda, Insecta, Diptera, Calliphoridae. The record is from RefSeq and is a predicted model, not a curated record. Gene Ontology annotation, molecular function: N-acetyltransferase activity.